This is a messenger RNA of Pelagomonas calceolata, 1644 nucleotides long. The record is from the annotation of a GenBank genome assembly. Lineage: Eukaryota; Pelagophyceae; Pelagomonadales; Pelagomonadaceae.
ACUUUGGAGGCCUCAAACGCGCGUAGCUUUGCGUGCAGCGUGGACAGCUUGGUUUGGUCUGGCAAAGCCGCUGCGUCUCGCCACAGCCAUCACGCUUGCUGCGCCGCCGGAUACGCGGCGAAGCGGGCACCAUGCGCGCCACAGCAUGGCUCAUAGUCGCUUUGUGUGCCCUCGGCGCGCUUGCCGACGAGCCCAAGAAGAAGAAGAAUGCUAAACCGAAGAAGGAAAAGAAAGACGCCAAGAAGGAGCAAAAACAAAAGGACUGCCCGGCGUGCCCCGCGGACCUCUCGGAUGAAUUAGCAGCAGCCACGGCACGCGCCGAGAAGGCCGAGGCGAAGACCUGCCCCGAGGAUUUGAGUGAGGCGCUCGCCGCCGCCGAGACGCGCGCCUCCAUAGCCGAGGAGAAGGCCGUGGAAUUGCAGAAGAACGUCGACGACGAGAUCGCCAAGGUCGUCGAGGCGAAAAAAGACGCCAAGCACUGGAAGGCCCAGGUCGACGGCCUCGAGGAGGCCCUCCAAUCGACGAAGGCGGCCCUCGCCACGUCCCAUGCCGAGCCCGUCGUGCCUGGGGUAUCUAUCUCAAAUGAUGGUACCGUGGCGUUCAACGCCACGGAUGGACUCAUAGCGGCCCAGAACGGCGCCGGGGCCGCGCUGGCCAUGGCCGGCGAGGCCGCGAAGACGGGCUACCAGGCGCUCGUCGACGCCAUUCCGACAGAGGAGGCCAAGAAGCUCGGCGAGGAUGCGGUGGAUGCGAUGUACGGUGCCGUCGACAAGGGCAAGGCCAAGACGGCGGAAGCGUAUGGUAAUGCCUGGGGCUACGCCGUGGCCAAUGAAUAUGUUGCGCCGGCGACGCAGUCUCAGGUCGAAGAGAAAGUAUCCGUCGCGUACAGCAAGGCCGCCUCGAUCACUUCGGAUGUGUGCUACGACAAGAUUCCUUCAUUAUAUGAAAAGCACGCGAAAAAAUACGUCGACGCCGCUUUGAUUGAAAUCGGCGAGCGGAAGGCGCUGGCCACGGUCGAAUUAAGGGAGCUCUUUGCCCACGCCCAGCAGGCCUUGCAUGAUCGCGUCCAGCAGCUGAAGGAGAAGCUGCCGACGUCGGCGGAUCUGAAGAGUAGGGCGGACUCGGCGCGGGAAGUGGUGGCCCUCCGCUUCCACGCCUUGUUAGUGGCCGCGGGCGCCUGCGACGAGACGAGCGAUGUGCCGUGCGCGCCGGCGAAGCGCCUCGCGUCCGCGUGCGUCGCCUGCUGGGCGGUGGCCGCGUGCGUUUUACUAUUAAUCGCGGCCUACCAUUUGGUGGGGAUGUUAUUGGGUCUGGCGAAGAAAUUGGUCGUCGCCGUGGGCAAGCGCGCCGUGCGCCUGCCGCUCAUGCUGAUUAAGCUGGCCAUCGCGUUGGUGGUCCUCGCGGUGUCGCUUGCUCUCAAACUCGCGCUGCUGCCCCUCCGCAUCGUGCUGCUGCCCGUGACGCUGCCGCUCGCCUUGCUCGCGCGGAAGAAGGGGCCCGCGAAGGCGUCGGCGCGGCCGCCGCGCAAGAAUUCUCCUGCCCGCGGGCGGCGCUAGAGAUCUGCCCCCCUCCCGCACGCGCGGGAAUAACUUCACAAACUUAUAUAAAUAUGCACACGAUAUGUCGAACGAGCAUCGAGAUAAG